AUGUCGCCAAGCGAACUGCGCAAAAUGUCUCCGAAGUUCAGAGAGCCGGAAGAACCGACAGCGAAAGAAUUGGGAAGACGUGUUGUCACACUCAAAUGCGAUGAAGACGCUAUUUUUCCUUCAAGUGUAACAAAAUAUACUCACAAAGAGUCGGGUAGUAAAGAUGGUGUUAAAGAACGACUAAAAGCAACUGAAGUCGCAAGAUCGCAGGCGCCUAUUGUUUUUCACAGAACAGAAGGAGAGUGUGACAUCUGCGGACAAUUUUUGACCGAUGGUUUAGAACUCGUAGAAGUAUGGAGUCGUCGCAUUCUGCUUUACAUGUUAUUCAAGGCCAAAACUAUCAAGCGAGAUCGGUGUAAAAGAAUAUAUAAUACAACGGAACAGCUGGUGGUAUGUAGAGAACAUGUCAAACAGGCAAUCGAGGAAGUUUUCGAAACCUUCGGAACGCAACAUCCAUCUCAAUUCCUCUCGAUGUUCCAAGAUCCGACUCACAAGCCUAUUAUCAAUAGAAUGUAUGAAGAUUUAUGUCGAGUAUACGAUUUGUGGUAUGAGAAUAGGGAUACCUUGAUUCGAGCUGCUAGGAGCUUUGUGUUGAGCUGUGAAAAAGGACCUGCGACUGAAGUACCUAAUCAAACCAAUUGUCUGAAGACUCCAACAUAUUCUACCAGGUCAAGACCCAACACUGAGACGUGA
Messenger RNA from Caenorhabditis briggsae, 693 nucleotides. Bases 1 to 693 code for a protein of 230 amino acids. The record is from RefSeq and is a predicted model, not a curated record. The transcript has 3 exons. NCBI's taxonomy places the organism in Eukaryota, Metazoa, Nematoda, Chromadorea, Rhabditida, Rhabditidae.